AUGGUCAAUGUCAAGCUUGUGGUGGUUGGCGUGCUUAGCGAGCUGAUUGUGCUAAUGGAAGUUGUCGAGCUCGCCGUGCUUGUAGUCGAUGUCGUGCUUAUCAGGCCUGUCGUGCUUGUCUCGCUUGUCGUGCUCGUAGUGCUGGAAGUACUCGUGGAGCUCGUUGUGGUGGUAGUACUAGGUGUAGUGGCAGUCCUAGGUGUGAUGGUACUCGUGGUGGAUGCGAUUGUCGUGGAUGUGCUUACUGUGGUGGUACUUGUCGAUGUCGUUGUUGUCGUCGUAGUCGGAGUCGUCGAAGUCGUUGUACUAGAAGGGCUGGUGGAGGGAGAGUUUAUGAGACUUGAUGACGGACUACUAAGUUCUGUAGUCGUCAUAGUCGAGGUCGUCGUUGUAAAUGGGCUGGUAGAGGACGCGAUAGUCGGACCUAUUGAUGGACUAGUGACUUCUGUCGUCAUCGUUGUCGUAGCUGAAGUCGUCUUGGUAGAUGAGGUGCUUAAGGAGCCUGUGGAAAGGCUAGUAGACGAGGAGCUAGAGGGCCCAGUCAACCAGGUAGUGGUCUCUAACGUUGUCGUCAUUGUAGUCGAUGCCGUCGAGGAAUCGAUGGAUGGAGUCGUGAAUGGACUCGAUGUAACUGUCGAGGCACUGAUGGCCGGACUGGUGGAUGGUGUCGUGGAUGGACUGCUUGUAGGACUGCUGGCGAAUGAUGAUGACAGACUAGGUGACGAGGACGAGCUCUCCGAUGGACUGGCGCGCAGGCUUAUCGGAGUCGACGGACUUAUAGACGAACUUGUAGACGGGCCCGCAGACAGGCUUGCAGAAGGGCUAGUCGAGGCACUUAGGUCGCCUGAGGAACUGGCCGAGGAUGUGACAUAUGUACUCGACGAUAGUGACAAUGUGGAAGGCUCAGCUGUGGCGGCACUAAGUGAUGGAUUUGCAGAUGGACUUGUUGUCGGGCUGGCUGUUGCGGUGGUCGACGUGUCGAUGACGGCACUGGAUGACGAAGUCGCUGCAGCCACAAUCGAUGUUGACGGCGUCUCAGAGGUAGGGAAGUUUGAAUUGCUCGCAAAGCUUGAGCCGCUGGCACUGGGCGGGGACCCGUCGAGAGACGAGGAAGAGAAUGAGCUGGAGCCAGCCGUGGUUUGCACAGUUGAUUCAGAUGUCGAAGUAUAG
Molecule: messenger RNA, 1170 nt
Organism: Cyphellophora attinorum
Lineage: Eukaryota; Fungi; Ascomycota; Eurotiomycetes; Chaetothyriales; Cyphellophoraceae
Exons: 1
Coding region: 1-1170 (389 amino acids)
Source: RefSeq, a predicted model, not a curated record